Dicentrarchus labrax (European seabass) is the source of this 2615-nucleotide messenger RNA. RefSeq lists its product as uncharacterized. Gene Ontology annotation, cellular component: membrane. The coding region runs from base 168 to 1046 and encodes 292 amino acids. The transcript has 4 exons. NCBI's taxonomy places the organism in Eukaryota, Metazoa, Chordata, Actinopteri, Moronidae. The record is from RefSeq and is a predicted model, not a curated record.
GGUAGGGUGGAGCUGUUUCUACCUGCACUCACACACACACAAACACUCACACACACCGGAGUGAGUCAAUAAUGGCGUUAUACUUUUAGACUUUGGAGCGUUUUCAUCGACUUAUAUUCACCGUCGUUUUCUUUCUGAGUCCAAACUGUCGGUUUCGGUCGGUAGGUAUGAGUCAGCCGCCCCGUUCAAACCGGGGCCACCGGGAGAGGAACGGAGACCACCGACACUACCGAGACUCACCGGAUGACCGACGGGCAUCACCCGACAGGUCUUCCUCUCGACCCCCAUACUACCCCAGAGAGGCCGACUCCCCUCCCAAACAUGUGCGGGAAACCCCUCGAGUGGAGCACCAGGAGUCCAAAUGCUCCAACGUCUGCUCCAGGAGAGGCAUCGUGCUGAUCUGCUCCGUCCUGACCAACGCUCUGGUCCUGAUCUGCGUGGUCGCAGCUCAGCUGGUGUCAUCGGGCAUGUCGUCGGCGAGCGCCAUGGGCGGCUUCGACAUCAACUCCAACUUUAACCUGCAGGGCACCGAACUGGAGAAGGCGCGAAGGUUGGACAGCCAGUACAGCCAGAUGAGGGCGCCGGGCAUCUACGGCGGCAUCGCCUUCAGCCUGACCCUCGGGGUCCUGUCGCUGCUGUUUGUGGUCGCUGGGAACAAACCGCCUCACCUGAUGUCCCGGAAGCUUCUGUUCGGAGCGCUGGUGUUCCAGGCGGUGGGCGCGGUGGCGUACGUGGUGGCCGUGGGGCUCUACCUGCACUUCAUCAUCAAGGUCAACUCCACGGACGUGUGUCAGGAGCGGGAGCGGCUGUACGCGCGGUCCGGCUACACCUGGAUGAACUGCGACGUGGGCGGGGCGGACGCGGGCGUGGCUCUGUUCGGGCUCAUCACCGCCAUCCUGUACGGCGCCGGCACGGUGCUCACCAUCCAGACCAUCCGGAGAGUGAGGCGCUACCUGCAGGAGCGAAAACGCAGAGCGGAAGAGAAACAGCAGGCCCGAGGCCGCCCGCAGAGAGCGCCGCUGAGGGCGGAAACCACCGCUGUGUGAGGGGGGGGGGGGGUGAACAUCAGCUGGUUAAUGUUCAGAGCAUCACGAAAAGAGCACAGUAAUCAUUCCUACAGGAGCCUGAUGUGGACAAAAGGAGUGAGUUUACAAGAAUAUGACAUUUUUAUAUGAUUCCCACUACGGAGCCCCUGAAAGGGAACACUUGCAUUGAUUUCCAAUACUUUGAUCCAUACAUGGAUGUAUAAUAAAUGAUGUGUCAGUGACUCAUAAUCAGUAAACUACUCUGAUAUCUCUCCUGUAACCUCUCGGUAGUUGAGCGGGUCGGCGGAGGAGACGCAGUGUCAGCAGUUUGGAGAUAUUUUAAGCAACCUUUACAACAACAACAUUUAUGGACAUAAAAGUAGCAGUAGGUGACUUUUAUAAAGAUUCACUUUUGUUUCCACUAUAUCUGAACAAAAACAAGAAGCAGUUGAUUGUCUCGUUCUCUGGUCAUCAAACCGCUUUGGGUCGGUGGUUUGAGGCUUCGGGCUUUGUGCUGCAGCUAAUAUUGAAGUCACACAUCCACAGUUUCUGUGUCUGUCAGAUAGAAGAACCAUUUUUUUUUGCACAACCACGUUUCCAGCCUGGGUUUAAAACAGACUUGUAAAAAAACAAAGAAAAGCUGCCUUUAACUUUCUUCUGUUCCUGACAGUGUUGAUCAUUGUUCUCUUAUUGCGGGUCCACAUGAACUGUUCAAGGUCCGGUGUGCGACACUGAGGAGGAGCUGUGGGCAGAAAUGGAAUAUAACAUUCGUAGGUAUGUUUUUAUUUGUUACCUGAGAAUGAGACGUUUUUAUCUACAGUGGCCCAGAAGGGACAAACCAAACACUGGCUCUAAAUUAGGCCGCCGUAGUUUCCCCCCACACGCGUGGAAGGCUGAUCUGUAUUCAGUCCUGCAACUUCCUCGCUUCACCCUCCGCUUCCGAGCGCGAAGGAGAAACUACGGUGGCCUCGAAACAUGCAAAAAACACAAACCUUAUCUAGAAUCACAGUUUGGUUUGUCCCUUCUGGGCUACUGUAGAAACAUGGCAGACUCCGCCUCUGUAUUUUAAGUUAUAUUUUAGUAAUAAUGAAAACAUUAUAUUCCAUUCCUGCCACUGAAUGUGACACACUGGACCUUUUUAAUUACUUUAAUUAUUAAUUAUAUUCAGCAGCAAUAACAGCCGCACCGCACUGUCCCUUCUUUAAGUGUAUCACAGGUUAGUUGUGUGACUUUACCUGGUUGAACACAAGUUAUUGCCGCCUGUGGGUAUCACUGAGACGUUAAAUACUCCACUCAUGGUGCUGUUAUAUUCUAUAUAACAUAUAUAUUAUAUUCUGUGACUGUGCUCGUGGUUGGAUCAGUAAACUGAACCGGUUCAUAACCAGUUAAUAACCAGUUAAUCACUAACUUGCUUUGUGAUACAGGUCUGAACUGUAUGUUGGAUUUGUGUGAACUCAAAAGGGAUUAAUGUUUUUAACUGUUUACUAGUUUUAAUUAAUGUAUUUUUAUAUCAGAGUUUUUGUCUUUAUAAUGCAAUUUUGAUACAUGAAUGUAUCCACUCUUAAUUAAACCUCCAGCAAUGUGAUUCUA